CGCGGAGCGGGCCUGGGAUGCCAAGAUGGCGGCGGCGGUGGUAUCGGUCUUUCCGGGUGUGCGGCUCCUCACUAUCGGCGAUGCCAACGGGGAAAUCCAGAGGCACCAAGAGCAGCAAGCGCUGCGUCUCGAGGCUCGCACCGGGCCUGACGCCGCUUGCCUCGCUUUGUAUAGCCAAGAUGAUGUUUGUGUAUUCAAGUGUUCUGUAUCAAAGGAGACAGAAUGCAGCCGAGUGGGAAAACAGUCCUUCAUUAUCACAUUGGGAUGCAAUAGUGUCCUUAUACAAUUUGCAACUCCAAGUGACUUCUGCUCAUUUUAUAACAUUUUGAAAAAUUGUCGAGGCCACAACAUGGAGCAGUCAGUAUUCAGUGAGCGCACAGAGGAAUCAUCUGCUGUGCAGUACUUCCAGUUUUAUGGAUAUUUAUCCCAACAGCAAAAUAUGAUGCAGGAUUAUGUCCGAACAGGCACAUAUCAGAGAGCAAUCCUGCAGAACCAUAGCGAUUUCAAAGAUAAGAUUGUAUUAGAUGUCGGCUGUGGUUCUGGCAUCCUGUCAUUUUUUGCAGCCCAAGCUGGAGCAAGAAAAAUUUAUGCAGUGGAAGCAAGCACGAUGGCUCAACAUGCAGAGGUUUUAGUGAAGAGUAAUAAUCUUACUGAUCGAAUUGUUGUCAUUCCUGGGAAGGUAGAGGAAAUCUCACUUCCAGAACAGGUGGACAUCAUUAUUUCUGAGCCAAUGGGCUACAUGCUUUUCAACGAACGAAUGCUGGAGAGUUACCUGCAUGCCAAGAAGUAUUUAAAACCUAGUGGAAAUAUGUUUCCAACUAUUGGUGAUGUCCAUCUAGCCCCAUUUACAGAUGAACAGCUAUACAUGGAACAGUUCACAAAAGCUAACUUUUGGUAUCAGCCAUCUUUUCAUGGAGUAGAUUUAUCAGCACUCCGAGGUGCAGCAGUAGAUGAAUAUUUCAGACAGCCUGUUGUGGAUACCUUUGAUAUUAGGAUUCUAAUGGCCAAAUCUGUUAAAUACACCGUAAACUUCUUAGAUGCCAAAGAAGCAGAUUUGCACAGGAUAGAAAUUCCAUUCAAAUUCCACAUGCUACAUUCAGGAUUAGUCCAUGGGUUGGCUUUCUGGUUUGACGUAGCCUUCAUUGGUUCAGUAAUGACUGUUUGGCUUUCAACUGCUCCCACAGAACCUCUUACCCACUGGUAUCAAGUUCGGUGCCUGUUUCAGUCUCCGCUUUUUGCUAAGGCUGGUGACACCCUCUCAGGAACAUGCCUCCUCAUUGCCAACAAGAGACAGAGUUAUGACAUAAGUAUUGUCGCUCAAGUGGAUCAAACAGGCUCUAAAUCCAGCAAUCUUCUUGACCUGAAAAAUCCCUUUUUCAGGUAUACAGGUACAACUCCUUCACCACCACCAGGUUCACACUAUACAUCUCCUUCAGAGAACAUGUGGAACACAAGCGGCACCUACAACAUGAACACAGGGAUGGCCGUUGCUGGAAUGCCCACAGCCUAUGACCUCAGCAGUGUGAUUGUGGGUGGCACUAAUGUUGGUCACAACAACCUUAUUCCUCUAGCCAACACUGGGAUUGUCAAUCACACCCAUUCCCGGAUGGGAUCCAUCAUGAGCACAGGGAUUGUCCAAGGCUCGACUAGUGGCCAGAGUGGAGGAACUUCAACUGCUCAUUACCCGGUCAACAGUCAAUUCACUAUGGGGGGACCAGCUAUUUCUAUGGCAUCCCCCAUGUCUAUCACCACCAACACAAUGCAUUAUGGGAGCUAAGAAACCCUCAACCCUGAACUGACAGCAUCAGGAAACCAAAUGGAGAAAAAGUUCCACCUCCCUGCCCACUGUAUCUCACCAGUUGGCAGUCAAUUAUCUGGAUCUCUUCUGCCCUCCAGUAGGUUACCCAGAGAUGGUCCAAUCCUUGUACAAUAGAAGACAAAAACCCACUGGCUUAAUAGUGAACUUGCAUACGUUUUUCAUGAAAUGUUGGAAACUUCAACUUGCUCAACCAUGACUGAGUUCCUGUGCUUACUGUGUCUUACAACCAAUCAUGUCAAUAAUAGUAUCGUUCCUCAGUCUGCCAUGACUGAUUGGCAUUAGGCACAGGCUGUAGAUCUGAACUGCCAUAGGGCCUCUAAAAUGCUCUAGGCAGCCCACCAACAACAGAAACUUGAUCAUUUAUUGCUACACUCCCAGUAUUUUAAAUGAAGGGGCUGCAGCUGGCUGUAGAACGGGCACAGGUAAGAAUCCAGGAGCAUAUCUAUCUCAAUUUCUUAGGUAUCCCAGCUCUGGGCUAGUGUUUGUUGCAUUAUUAAGACUUAGGAGGAAUAUCUCCUGGGAAAGACAACCCAUCAGCUUCCUGGUUUUCAGAAAAGCUCCAGCAUCUUACUGCUGUAAGUCUUGGGCCAUGUGAAAAACAUCUGAGUUGAAAGAAGACUGUUUUAUAUGCCACAAGCAUCUUAUCAGCAGGUCUGAUGAUUGCCUGUCUCUUGGGAAUAUUGAUGUAGCAUCAAAGGGUUAAAACAUUUAAAACACAAAUGUACCAAAAAUAUUGUUGCUGGCUGAAUAUGGUUUGUGUAUCAAUUUCCUGUUGCUCAUUUUAAACCUAAUCCCAUUUUCUAGUCUGUUUUUAAGGUGUGACAGCACCUAUGAUUAGUUCCUCCCUUCUGGGCAGAAGUGGAUGCCAAGUGGUUUAGUAUGUAACUUGUCUGCUUCCCACAGUAACCACCAGGAGACUCUAAAUAGAUUGGCAACUGUUAUGGGGUCCCUUUGUAGUACUUUUAUGUGUAAUUUGUAACCCAUUCUUUUUUCCUUCUGAAGAGCCUCAAGCCAAUGUUUCUGAAAGGACUUGACAAGCAACUAUUUUAUGGAGGAGAAAAGUGGUUUACUUAAGGCAAUGUUCUUGGGGUCCCAAUAGUGGCUGAAUUGGGGGGAGGGGUGGGACCAUUCUGGAGAACCUUCAUAGUGACUGGAUUGUGGAUCUAUAAAGCCAGUUGUUGGGUCUGGCUGAUCAAUGAUUUUGUGACUAUUGAAUAAAACUGGGAGGGUUUUGAA
Messenger RNA from Thamnophis sirtalis, 3055 nucleotides. It is a transcript of the gene CARM1, whose product is annotated as coactivator associated arginine methyltransferase 1. NCBI's taxonomy places the organism in Eukaryota, Metazoa, Chordata, Lepidosauria, Squamata, Natricidae. Gene Ontology annotation, molecular function: histone H3R2 methyltransferase activity. Gene Ontology annotation, biological process: chromatin remodeling; peptidyl-arginine methylation, to asymmetrical-dimethyl arginine. The record is from RefSeq and is a predicted model, not a curated record.